Messenger RNA from Phytophthora infestans T30-4, 300 nucleotides. RefSeq lists its product as uncharacterized. The transcript has a single exon. Bases 1 to 300 code for a protein of 99 amino acids. Lineage: Eukaryota; Oomycota; Peronosporomycetes; Peronosporales; Peronosporaceae. The record is from RefSeq and is a predicted model, not a curated record. Gene Ontology annotation, molecular function: protein binding.
AUGAGAGCUAGUUUAUUGACGUUAGUUUGCUUUCUACAGCUUCGCUUCCAACAAAAGCAGUGCGACGGUGAGAUGCUACUCGAGCUAACGGAGAGUGACUUGAUCAACGACUUUGGCAUCAAUGAUCGAAUACAACGCGAGCGUAUUCUAAGUGCCAUCGAGGCCAUAAAUACGAGCAAUGCAUUUUCCGACGAAGAAGACGAAGAAGAUGAUGACGAAGAUGACGAAGAUGAAGUCGAGGAAAGCGAAGAUCACACGUCACAUCUGAGGCGUUCGGGUGGAGGAGGUACGCGUAUCUAA